Paracoccidioides brasiliensis Pb18 is the source of this 990-nucleotide messenger RNA. RefSeq lists its product as uncharacterized. The coding region runs from base 1 to 990 and encodes 329 amino acids. The record is from RefSeq and is a predicted model, not a curated record. The transcript is spliced from 3 exons.
AUGGCUUCAUCAAGAGACACUAUUAGAAUUGGCUUUGUGCCAGAGCACUACCUAACCCCUCUUCACCUUGCUCUCAAGUCGUUUAUCCCCUCCCUCCCAUUCAAUGUGACCAUCAAACCAUUUCCGUCUGGGACAGGACAUAUGAUAACCUCCCUGCGCGAAAAUGAAAUUGAUAUUGGCAUCGGAUUAACUGAAGGCUGGGUGGCCGGGUUAGUUGGUAAAACGCAAUUGGAAAAUGGUGAGGUAGAUGGGGGGUAUAAAAUUGUAGGACAAUGGGUAGAAACCCCACUGAGAUGGGCUAUCGUGUCAGGAAGGAAUCGAACGGAGAUUAACGGGGUGAGCGACUUGAAAGGAGGGCGUGUUGGAGUAAGCCGAUUGGGGAGCGGUUCUCAUAUCAUGUCAUCUGUUCUAGCCCAACAGCAAAACUGGUCGUCAACCUCAUCACCACUUAGACCUGUUGUUCUGGGACCCUUUCCCUCACUCCGGGAUGGAGUUACUGGGUACAAUUCUUUAAGCCCUUCAGCCAUUCCAUCCCCAUCCGCCGAUUUCUUCAUGUGGGAACAAUUCACUACGAAGCCUUACUUCCACCCAUUGGAAAUCAAUCCAAACCCUCCUCUAAAGAAAAUCGGAGAGAUCUUCACUCCCUGGCCUUCAUGGCACAUUGCUGCUUCCACUUCUACAUUUCCUUCCCCAGCGCAAGACGAGCGACUCACUCAACUUUUCGAUGCCCUGGAUAACGGUAUUGCUGCCUUCGAGGCCGACAAAGAGCAGGUUGUCAAAUUGCUAGGCACGGGUGAACUAGGUUGCACGUAUAUUGAGGAAGAUGCUAGAGAAUGGCUUAAAGACGUACGGUUUGUAAAGGAUGGAACGAGAGGCGUUGAUAAGUCUAUUGUUGAAGGGGUGAUUGAUGUUCUAAAAGUAGCUGAUGUCGUCCCGGAGAAUAUUGAGAAUUAUGUUGCCUUAGAGAAGGUUGUGGGAAUAUCUAAAUAG